Chaetomium strumarium is the source of this 970-nucleotide messenger RNA. RefSeq lists its product as uncharacterized. The coding region runs from base 195 to 812 and encodes 205 amino acids. Gene Ontology annotation, molecular function: structural constituent of ribosome. Lineage: Eukaryota; Fungi; Ascomycota; Sordariomycetes; Sordariales; Chaetomiaceae. Gene Ontology annotation, biological process: mitochondrial translation. The transcript has 2 exons. The record is from RefSeq and is a predicted model, not a curated record. Gene Ontology annotation, cellular component: mitochondrial large ribosomal subunit; ribosome.
ACGAACCUUCACAGUGGAGAUGUGGUGUGGGCUAACCCACUUUUCCUUAGCUUGCGCGGUGUGCCAACUGCAUCGGUCCGGCGGGCGUUUGUUGCGGAAAAUCUGGCUGUUAAACCGUUGCCCACGCGACUAUAGAAGCGGGUUGAUGAAGCAUCUGUCGAUUCCAGAUAGACACCACACAUACCAAAGUCACAAUGGCAACACCAACAGCGGCAGUAGCAGAGGCAGUAACCCAACAGCUGCCGCGCAGAUUCGGCAACAAGCAAAUCUUCCUACCUAACCAUGUCAUUGCCUUCAUCCGUCCGAAGCCGAAGCAGCCGCCAAACCUAGCGACAUUCGUGGUGCCGCUCGAGUUCAACAAGCUGGAUCUGCGGGAUUAUCUCUACCACGCCUACAAUGUCGAGGUGACCUCGGUGCGUUCCUUUAUCAACCAGCCAGCGCCGAGGCAAAAGAACGGCAACAUCGGCAAGUGGUACCGGCCACGCUCGCAAAAGAUGAUGAUCGCCGAGCUCGUGAAGCCGUUCGUCUGGCCGGAUCCGCCUGAGGAGAAGGACCGGGAGCCGUUCGACUACAAGAUCUUCAAGAAGAUGGAGCACGAGCGGACGAAAAGUAUGGAGCGCCAUAUGGACCCUGCGAACAUCCCGCUGCGAACACAGACACCGACAGACGAGGUGCGGGCAGCGCUCAAGAAGCAGGCAAAGGAGUUUCUAGACUCAGGCGAGUGGUCGAAUGGGCGGAAAGGGGAUGACAAGUGGACGGAGGUGGAGACGGAUGUCCCAGUGUCAGAAGGGAAAGUAAUGAAUAAAGAAUAGAUGACGAUGGGGUUACGGCACAGAAAGGGGACUUUCAGUAGGGUGCUGCUGGUAGGAACUUUGGCAUAGUAGGAAGGAACCAGCCACGGUGGGAUGUAUCAUAGCAUGGAAUAGAGGUGUGGACACGGGUGGACAAUUGUGUGUACAAUAUCGAGGCG